Molecule: messenger RNA, 933 nt
Organism: Rattus rattus (black rat)
Lineage: Eukaryota; Metazoa; Chordata; Mammalia; Rodentia; Muridae
Product: putative vomeronasal receptor-like protein 4
Exons: 1
Coding region: 1-933 (310 amino acids)
Biological process (GO): G protein-coupled receptor signaling pathway
Cellular component (GO): membrane
Molecular function (GO): pheromone receptor activity
Source: RefSeq, a predicted model, not a curated record
AUGUCCUUAUUCAAGAAUGUUCUUUAUUUCCAAGCUGGAUUUGGAUUCCUAGCCAAUACAAUUCUUCUUUUUUUCUAUACUUUUAUAAUGUUAGGUCACAGACCUAAACCCACAGACUUGAUUUCCUGUCAACUGACUUUCAUUCACAUAAUGAUGUUCCUCACUGGAGGGGAUAUUUGCCUUACAGACAUAUUUGAGACACUGAACCUAGAGAAUGACUUUAAAUGUAAGACAAUAUUUUACAUAAGCAGGGUAAUGAGAGGCCUCUCGAUCUGCACCACCUGCCUCCUGGGUGUGGUCCAGGCUGUCACAAUCAGUCCCAGUACCUCACUGUUGGCAAAGUUUAAACAUAGACUGAAAGUGUACAUGACCUAUGCUUUCUUCUGUAUUUGGUCUUUCAAUUUGUUCUACAGUAGUAACCAGAUUUUCUAUGUGGGUGGUUUUACCAAUGUAAGUGAAACCAACCAGAUGAAGGUCACUAAAUCCUGUUCACUCUUCCCCAAGAACUACAUCAUCAAGGGCUUGAUUUUAACAGUGUCAGUCUCCAGAGAUGUUUUUCUUGUAGGAGUCAUGUUGACAACCAGCAUGUACAUGGUGAUUAUCUUGUUUAGGCAUCAAAGGCAAUGUAAGCAUCUUCACAGCACCAGCCACUUGAGAGCAUCCCCUGAGAAAAGAGCCACCCAGACUAUCCUGCUGCUGGUGGUUUGCUUUGUGGCCAUAUACUGGGUGGACUUCAUCAUCUCAUCUUCCUCAGUCCUGUUAUGGAUGUAUGACCCAGUCGUCCUGACUGUUCAGAAGUUUGUGAUGUAUGCCUAUCCCACAAUUACUCCUUUGAUACAAAUCAGUUCUGAUAACAGAAUAAUAAUUAUGCUGGAAAACAUGCAUUCAAAGUGUCACAAAAUUCUUUUAAAUAUGUUUUUACCUUUUCUUUGA